ACGAGCCGUUUCUUGCUCUUUCUCUCGCCUUCCACCCCCCACCUUCUCUGUUUCACUUGCUCUACGUGCAUUACGCGAACGAGAGUCGCAGUCGGUCGCCAGUGUCGGCACAGAGGCAUCGUUGACGCCGUGUCCCUUCUCUCUCUCUCUUCCUCUCUCUAUCUAUUCAUCUCUUUCUCUCCUUCUUCUCUUCCUUCUUUUACGUUCUUUCCCUUCCUUUUCGCUCUCUUCUCUCGAUUAAUUCUUCCCUCUCUCCGUUUCUGUUCUCCUUCUUCCUAGCGAUGCGCCGUGCAUCUGACGGUACUCGCUCGCUUUCCAUCCACAUUCGCCGCAUCUUACGCCUUUUUUCCAUCCUGUUCGUUGGAUCGUCGCGUUUCCCGUCACGGGCUAUCUUCCCACCGAAUUGUAAUAAGUCGAACGAUCCUGCGUAAGGUGGAUUCGGUGAUCGGUCGGUCGCACCGUGUUCCAACAGUGAGUGUGAUCUUUCUCGUUGGCGAAGAUUUGUUCGAAUCGUGGUGUCGAGGACUGCGAUUAUACGCGUAGCAGUGGAAAUACCAUAGAGCGGUGGGAGUCGAUGCUGCGAAAGAGAUAAGCGCCGCAGGUUUCAGGAAGGCUGAAAGUUUGGCGGUGGCAAGCUGCGCUUCCUGGGUACAGGAGGAUGGAGGCGGCGGAGGAAAUCGUCGAUGAGAAUCCCUGGAACACGAACGCGCGAACCGAUCGCGAUUCCACGCACCAAACUGCCAAGAGCGAAGAUCAAGGGGAGCAAGAGAAAGUUCUGUCGAUAGACAAAGUUACAGUAGAAAAGAUCGUCUUAGAAUCUGCUGGUUCUCGCGAGGUUCUUUUAACGAAGAAUGAAACUUCGUUGAAAAGGAAACUUUCGAUAAAAUCCGAGCCUGGUAAGCCAGCGUUUUCGCGAUCAAAAACCAACGAAUCGGCGGAUUCUAGAAAAUUUCGUGUUUCUCUUCCCGAAGAUAUUCUUGCACCUAACAGUACCGAUAUCUGUAACGAUGCUCCGUCAAAAGAAAACACGGAAUCGACGACUACAGAAAAGAGAAUUAAGCCUGUUAAAUUAAGCAAGAGUCCGUCUAUAGGCAGCAUAGCGAUUUCACUGAAAAAUCUUACCCCGACGAAGAUUUCGAGAAAAGAUUGGCGGAAAGACGAACUUGUUGCCGACAGAUCGGAAAAUAAAAGGAAGAACGAGCCUAGCGGGAAAAUCGAAGAGAAAGAAGAACGGGAUAAAGAUACGAAGGAAGAUAAGGACAACGAGAUAGAAGAGAUCGACGCGAAAAAUCGAUUAGAGAAGAGCCAAACAAACAUCGAAGUAUUGCAACAGAACCUGAACACGAAAAUCGACGCAAACACUGCUCAGAAAUAUAAAAAGAAACUACUAGAAUCGCGAGAAAACCGGGCUCUCAAGUUAUCCGACGCGGAGCCUGGCCAGGAGAAGUUGGCCAGUAGAAUCACGUUCGACGAGGAAUUUCUGCAGAAGCAUAAUCUCGACAAGAGGUUGAAGAUCGAGGAGUACGGUUUGCUGGACGUGAAUCGCGAAUCUGUUUCCACUGUAGAAGAAGAGUCAGACUCGAGGAAGAGGCCUAUCUACAGCGAGAAGGUGCUGGAAGUGGAGAAGAGGUGGUCCGGGGAGUUCCUGAAGAACCAAUUGGAUCGUCACUCCUCGGAAUCGUCCAAGUCCUCUUACGUGGAGGAGUUGGGCAGUGUUUCCUCCAGGGAGAGCGAGGACUACGAUCCUCAGACGCCGCUCUUCGACCAGAGAAAACGCAGGCCCGAGUUUGAACGAUCGAUCGAUCUUCCUGGCAACAGAACUUGCGAGGAAAUUCUCGCUGACAGCACGCUCAGUACGGUCGACUCGGAUUCCUGUCUCGAGGACAGGAUCAAGUCUUUGGACGAGGACAUCAGAGAAAAGGAGAACGAGAGAAUCGAGAAUGACUCUGACAAUGUGGAAGUUGAUCGGCGAAAAGAGAUAGAGUUGGGAGCUUCUAAUCUGUGGAACGAGUCCGUGUAUUUAUUGUCGAAGGAAUUCUGGAAUCCUAGGAACGAGACAGCCAAGAGUUUCACAGAACAACCGAGGAUCGAAAGCGAGAAAAUUUCGAGUUCCACGAACACAGACAGCGUUGAUUUUGCGUUAGUUAGAGAGAGUUGUAAAACAGACGGCUACGCGAAUCUGAUAAGAGAGUUCACCAUGGAGGCGGGCACUUCCUCUCGGACGAAGAAAGAGGAGAAACAAAAGAAGAAACUGGGCCUUCGUCGUCUGCUGCCUGGUUUCUUCUCUCCGAAGGAUUCUCGAAAAGACUACAAGAAGAAGGAGUCUAAAGAGAGAAAGAGGCCCGACGACAGACACUUUGCUCGUUACCAGCAAAACGGGAACUACACCAGGUCUCCUGACACGAUGAAUCUGAACGAAGAUAUAAAGAGGAACGUGAAGUUGGACAACAGCCUGAACGGGUCGAUAAUCGAAGAGAGGCUGGAUGAAAUUAAGCGCGAGCUCUUUCCGGAUCAAGGACCCAUAACGAGCACCCCGGAUCACCUAGCCAGAGACGAGGAUCACGAAGGUCUGUUACGCGAUCGAAGCGGAGCUCCGAGAUCUUAUACGACUGAUUCCAGUCUAAGCUCUAUCGCUCCGGACGAAAGGUGGAACGAGCGGAACGCGCAGCUGGGAAUCUCGCCCGACAUCAGGAAAUUCGAGCAGAGGCAGAAGCGCGAGGAAUUUAGCCAGAGAUGCGGCCAGCGAUACGGCCAGUUGGAACGAAAACACAGUCUGCAGGAGCCGAAUCACGCGAGUAGACCGCCUUACUUCUUUCAGAGGAAUCACGCACCUUCUGGAAGGAUCUCUGCUCCACCUAGCGAGAGGUACCUAGUUAGGCCCAGGGCCAUUCAUCCGAUGGAUCGACCGUUGCCCGCGAUACCUCACUCAAGGACCGAAUUGGCCAACUACGAGAACUAUUUGGAGGAGCAAGAGGAAAGGCAAGAGCAAAUUGCCAGAUAUGGAAAGAAUGCGUACGAUAAGCCGCCGGAAUACCUGAACGAACCUGGAUUGUACGAAAAUGACAAUCCUCCUGGCCUGAUUUUGAAGUCUGUGUCUGCACAGGUGAAGAUUACUAGGCAGCCGAUAGUAAAUCAGAAUCACAGAGCCCCUUUGGUAGGUAGAUCCCCCAAGUAUCUUUCCUCGGGGUCCAGUCAGAAAUCAGGAGAUUACGGGGAUUCCAGUUGCACACCCAAUUCUAGCCAGAAAAGCGAAUUCUCGCCAUCCAGUUCGAAGAGCGGCGAAUAUUAUUUACAUUCGCCUCGAAAUAGCGGGUCUCCCAAUGGACGCGAGUUCGACGAGGAAGAUUCUAGGCAAGAAGGGAUCUACGAAAAUGAGAAAUCGCCCUCCAGAUCGUCGACUAGAUGCAUGGAUGAGAGGAUUUAUGACGAGACUCCUGCCUCGCCUUCUCCUUGCCAAGAGAAUUCGGCCAAUGCUAAGCAACUCGACCGUUCGAUCGAAGACUCUUUGGACAAGAGAGUUUCCCCGUGUCAGAGAACUCGUUCGAGAGGAGAAAGACCUGUUUCGCCGAGAGAAAAUCUGGCGAAUGAAAAACGCGAGGAUGAAAGGCAAGCUGGAGAAGCGAAUAAUCGCGAGGAAUCGAAUCGUGGUCCGACUUCCCCUAGCGGAAGCCAAGGCAAACCGAUUUCUCCCUUUGGAUCGCGACAACGUCUACCAGCUUCCAGGAGAGCUCAACCCAACGAGCAGAUUCUGAUAGCUUCUCCGAAAAGAGAAACCACCUGCGAGACGAGAAUACCACGUCCUUCGAACGACUCCAGACGCUGCGCUAUAGAAUCACCUGUUCACAUGACGAACACACCCCGUAAACUUGUUAACGUUAAUUCCGUGGAUCAACGUAACCAAGAUUCCAGUCCAAAUAAGGAUGCUACUAUGAUUAAAGGCACUGCAGGGGCCAAUGGAGACUUUAAUACAGAAAUACCGAGACCAGAGCCCAUUUACGGAUACAAAAGUCAAAGAAACGCGGUUGUUAGCUCUCCAAGAAUUCAUUCGCCGGAAAACAUAAACCAUAGAUCGGAUAAUGUAAAUAGGAACGACGGCGAUGACAGAGUGGCUUGGGUUCAAGCACACACGUCUUCUCCACAAGCGAGUCCACAGCAGCCAAGCGAAGCUCGUACGAGUCCGCUGAAAGAAGUGCAACCAAACACGCAGAAGUCUGUCCAUUUGACCGAGUCAGGGUCCAAAGAAAAUCAUCAUCAUCGAGAGCAAACUCAUCAUUCGCAAAAUGCUGUUGCUUCUCGUCAGGUGGAAAUUCAAUUAGCACGAAACGCUAAUAGGGUUGGCGUAGAAGAGCAAAGUGUUUCACAGCAGCAAGAGUCUCGGCCAGAAACGAUGUACGUUCAGAAAAUCUGCGAACCAAUGUAUGGACAACGGGGAACAUCGAGCAUUAAUAGCGGACCUUUGUCACCUUCGAAACAAAAGACCAGACAGCAUUUAGAAGCGUUCUACUGGCAGCAAAAGGCGUUGGAAGCACAUAGGAAGUCACUGGCGUCUCCUGUGAGCGCCAGCUCCAGACAGAUGGCUCGAAAAAUUGAUUUACCCGAGGUCAGGGAAGCGGUGUACUGGCAGCAGCUCAAGAAGCUGGACGAGGAACAACAACGACGUAUUUACGAGCAGAAUCUGAUGGAGGAAUCCUCCUAUUGCAAGAAGAAUCCUGUCAGAACGUCGACACCUAGACAAACUGCGAUUCGAAGUCCCACGAGUGUUGCCGUGCCUGUUGCUCAUGGUAAUCCAGCUUCGUGGUCCGCUGGCAAUCUUCGAUGCUCUAAAUCGAAUCCUAUAGGAAAACCGCCUCUAAUGCAGAGUCAGAAGGGCCAGAAUCAGCCUGUUUUGAUCGUCAGACCUCAACAGGCUAUUCGCGAUCGUCGCGAUUUGGUUCCAUCGACACCUCUGGACCCCGUUAGACAAGAAGCUCAAAGAAGCAAAAGUGCCUCUCCACAUUUUCACAGAGGAGAGGGGCAAGUGGUUCCGAGGAAACUCGAAGUUUCCUCGAUCUACGAGCAGGAGGCGAAUGACGCCGAUGGAAAGACAGUCGCUCCUCCGCCGAUUUUUAAGAGGGGAAGCUUGAUCGGCGGAGAGUGUGUGGAAUACGGAACCGCCGGUGGCGCGAAAAGGGUCAGUUUCUCCAACCAAUCGGCCGUUGGUCAGGAUUUGGCUAGUGGAAGCUGGCCAACGAAACAUGGCACUGCCCCGGAACCACCGACUAGGAGACACAGGAGCGAAGACAGUGUUUCCGAUUCCGAUUCCGUGUUCUUGCAUCAGGAACGUAGGGAUGUGAAUUGCCUGGAUGGUACGGAGUAUGACGCUGACAGACCUCUGCCGCCUUUGCCCAAAGACGUUGCAAGUGGCGCGAGAAGCGUAUCUAUAGCUGGACCAGGACCCGCACGGAGUGUCGCCUAUAACGAAGUUCGUUGGAACAAUGGGAACGACCCUAGGAGAGCUGUUAGUCCGCAACGAGUACUUCAGCAAAAGGAGGAAGAGUGGAAUUCGGAUGGCAAGGGUCGACAGUCCAACGACAUCGGUGAGUCAGUCUUUUUCCUCGUCUUCGAGAAUUCGGUCGAGCACUCGUCUCGUUCUUUUGUAUAGGAAGCGAUGGUUUAGCAAAGUCGUGGAAAAAAACAUGUCAAGUAGGGUCAUUAACUGAUCGCGUAAUUACCUUUGUUAUCUCUGCGAAAUAUACCCGCAGUUGCGCUAAACGUUCUUAUAGCUUCUACAGUGAGAGUAAAGAACGAGGUUCGUAUAUAUAUUUAAUUACGUUUUUCAUUGAU
This is a messenger RNA of Bombus impatiens (common eastern bumble bee), 5823 nucleotides long. RefSeq lists its product as uncharacterized. The record is from RefSeq and is a predicted model, not a curated record. Lineage: Eukaryota; Metazoa; Arthropoda; Insecta; Hymenoptera; Apidae. The transcript is spliced from 4 exons. Bases 659 to 5641 code for a protein of 1660 amino acids.